AUACCUCUUUAGAUAGAUAGAUAGAUAGAUAGAUUUAUUUGUGCAUAUAUAUGUCAUAGUAACAAACCAAUGUGACAAAUAUAUAACACAGGAUAACCCAUUAAAGUUAUUCAACUUAAUUUCAAUGGGGUCUUUAUGACAAAUAUAAUUAUUUGCCAAGAUCUCAGUUGUAAGCUGUUUAAAUUAGGUUUACUUAUACAAAAAUAACAUGCAUGUCCUCUUGACCAGUUAAAGAAUGCUUAUAAGACUUUUAUAAACCGGGCAUGAUUAAACUUACUCUCUUAGUAGAUGGUUAUACAUCGAUAUGCAGUUUAUUUAACAUCUAUUAAGGCUGUCGGGAACUCAAUAUUUUUGAAAAUGAUCGUUGAAGAAUGUCGCAAUUUCGAUUUUCGGCAUUUAUCUUACGAGGGUCAUUGACCAAUCAAAAAACGGUUUACAAAUGGGCCUUAAACUCACAUGUACACAAAACAUCAACAUUAGAUUGUACAUUGGAGUUUGGUUUAAGUAACACUACACGGCACUUGAUAUGUAUUCGUAAACUUCAUUCGUUUGCUACCUUCAAGAUGGCCGAACAGUCGAGAAAUGCUUGGAUCCUGAAAGACGAUCCUAGGCUGGUCUCAGCCAGACAGAAGGAUUUCUUUGUGGACAUUCUGGACGAGAGACGUCACACAAGUGAUUUUGCGUGGUCUCUUCGCCAUAGAGAUGUCCCAACUUACAAAUACAACAAACCAAGGUCCCCAGCAGAUGUCAAGCAGGAUGUCUUACAAAGUGACAGGGUUAAAUAUGCCAUUGAAAAGACAGUCGAGGAGACUGGUCAGCCAUAUGAAUUUGUUGUAAAGGAGGCUGAGUACAUCGUUGACGAGAUGUCCCACAAUCUCCGUGUUGGGGUGGUAAGAUGCUUCGCCUUGGUGUUGGUCAAGGUCAUGAAGAAGCUUUUCGAGAGAAUCUAUGUCAAUGAGGAGGCGAUACAAAAUGUCCGGGCCAUGUUGAAGGAUUACCCAAUACUGUUGAUGCCAAGCCACCGCAGCUAUCUGGACUUCCUUCUAAUGUCGUAUGUGUUCUACCAUUACGACCUGCCACUUCCUGUCAUAGCUGCUGCAAUGGACUUCAUGGGUAUGAAAUUCUUUGGUUGGCUGUUGAGGAAUUCUGGAGCAUUCUACAUCCGGCGUAGUUUUGGUGAUGACCAGCUGUACUGGGCAGUGUUCACAGAGUAUGUCCAGACCCAUAUCUGUAAUGGAGACUCACCAAUCGAGUUUUAUGUGGAAGGCACGCGCAGUCGCACACAGAAAUCACUGCCACCCAGGAUAGGUAUGCUGUCGGCAUCCCUGGAGCCGUAUUUCAAGGCAAACGUUCCUGACAUAAUGGUGGUACCCAUCAGUAUCUCCUACGACCGGGUCCUUGAGGAGAGAUUGUAUGCAUACGAGCUUCUUGGUGUUCCCAAACCCAAGGAAUCUGCAUCAGGUGUUUUCAAAGCACGGAGUAUAUUGUCAGAGGACUUUGGAAAUGUUCACAUAUUUAUUGGAGCGCCGCGAUCUAUACGCACAUUCUCCGUCAGCGAGGUGGACCGAACUGCUCACAGUACUUCACCAAGGUACAUAGCAAGUCUGACAAUUCAAGAACAAGCCCUGGUACAUAAACUGAGUUACGACGUAACGUUACAACAAAUUCGUAACAUGGCGAUAUCUCCAUGGUCGAUCAUCGCUGCGGUUCUUCUUCAGAAUAUGGACGGUAUCCCACUUAAACAGCUACUGAAGGAGGUCGAGUGGCUUAAACGUCAGGCCUCAAACCUUGGAGCGUAUAUUGACUGGCCUGUGAAUGAAUCAGGAGAAGCAGUCCUCAAACACAACAUUUAUAUUCACAAAAACAUUGCAAGACUGUCAGCAGACCACAUUGUGGAAUUGAUAGCAGAUGACAGUGCUGCCCAACAGUCUGACGACCACCUGAUGACAUCUGCUGCCAUGGAGAUGAUGGUUUGUCUCUACAGAAACCAGCUGCUCAAUGUGUUUGUCCGGGUUGCUCUAAUCACUAUUCCUAUCAACUCGUGCGACAAGGAGACUCUGCCUAUAAGUGAGUUAAGGUCCCAGUAUAGUCUGCUGGAGAAGCUGUUAAAUAGAGAGUUUAUCUUCAUGCCUAGUCAGACAAACCAGGACUUUGAGAUGGCUCUAGCAAGCCUGACCAACACGUGUGGAGUUGUCAUAGAGAACGAGAGUGUCCUCAUCAAGAAAUCCACCAACAAGUACACAACCUUCUUCAGUCAGAUGUUUGAACCAUUCCUUAUGGGAUACUGGGUGAUGUGUCGCUACCUGUUGUCCAUGCAGUCUGGAGCCCAUGGCAAGCCCCUGGUCAAGCUGCCAAAGGCCAUCAGCAAGGAAGCCCAGAUUUUGAGUGCCCGUCUGCUGCGCGAGGGUCACCUCAAACAUAAGGAAAUCCUCUCUCUAGAUAUGAUGAAUAACUCGUUACAUGCGCUCUACCACCUUGGGGCCAUUCAUAAAGAGAAGAGACAAGGUGCCAGUUACAUGUAUCCAAACCUCAUGGUUCUGUCCAGGAUUACUGAAGAUAUAAGUAAAUUUAUAGAAGUGCCACCAUUACCACAAACUACUAUAAAUAUGGAGACCAAGACUGUAACAGUGAAUGCCAAACUCUGAGAAGGGAGCUGGAGAUUGGCCAACUGCUAACAGAGUUAUGUGACUACUAAACUCACAGAAAAAUAACUCUUACUCUUUUUCAUGGAUAUUCUUUCCAUUCCCCAUAGAAGGGCAUACAGUAGUGUGUGUGUGUGUGUGUGUGCGUGCGCGUGCGCGUGUGCGUGAUCUUACAAUGAGAAGUUAUAUGUUUGGGUUAACAUAAUUAUCCGCUCUACUUUUUAAAAAAAUAUAUUGACUGAAAGCUUCCAACAUUGCUUUGACACCAUAAUCAGGGUAUGUUAACAGAACAAUACUCUAUUAUGUUUCUGCUUUUAUGCACUAAUGACACUACAAUGUUUACUAACUUUAUCUUUAUCACAUUACUCAACUGGGUUGGGGGGGGACUUAAAUUACAAAGGUUGGAUUAAUGAGCCCUUUUUUUUAAUAAUUGAAAUAUCAUUGCACACGGAACAUAGAAACUUACAUUUGACAUUUCUGAAAUAAUUCCUGAAAAAUUCAGAAAACCAUAAGUGACUGGUUAUAGGAUGAUAGUGGUUUUAAGACAAAAAAAGACAAGAAAAUCCGUGAAAAACUUGAGGAAAAAACUUUUAAUCUAUGUUAUAGGACGCAUUGAAAAAAUGUUAACAUCCUCUGCCACCAUUGAAAAUGGUGAUGGUUAUUUUAAACCAUGCAAUACUAAUAGAAAGCAAAAUAUUCUUUCAGACGGUGUAUCAUAAACGAUAACCUGUCUAGAAUGAAAAAAAUUGUAAACCAAAAACCUUAUAUUGUACAUGUUUGAUCUCAAAAUGUACAUCCCUUUCUACAUAAGUCUAAACAAACUAGUUUUUUCACAAUUUAUUUCUCUGAAUAGCCAAUUUCGGCCUGAAAUCAACCUCAUAAAAAAAUGUCAAAAGCUUGUUACUGUUUGUAUGACGCAGGCAUUUUUUUUUACAUCAAAAUCUGAGGGGAAAAAAUGCAUUUUAUAACCAGUCAUUUACGGUAAUACAUAAAUUAUUUGCUGAAUUAUUUUCUGUUAACAACAUAUGGUUGAAGCCGACUGGCGCAGUCCAGUGACGUUAGGCUCAUAAAGCGUCACAUUUUCCAAGUCUUUCCCACCAACUCUGACACACUUGUCAUGGCGCUUAAUCCACUUCCACUUAUAAACUUCCAAAUUUGUGCUUUGAUGUACACUGUGUUUUAUAAUCAUAUUAUUUCACAAGGGGCAAAGCUCUUGUAAUAUGUGUAUUCCUUGCAAUGUCAAAAUUCAUUGAUUACUUUCUUUUCAAUCUACACAUAUACAUGUAUGCUCUGUCGUUCAAUCUACACAUAAAGAAACUUGUUGCAUCAGUUACUUUCUUUAUAUCAUGCAAUUAAAAUCAUUUACCAUGUUUAUACUUCAAGGUGGUUAGCAGGUUAAAUUUGAUGCAAAAAAAUUAUUGCAUUGAUUCAGCACAUAUGAUUAGAGAUGGUCAUUUUUAGCUUGACUAUUCGAAGAAUAAUGAGGCAUUACUACUCCACCUGGCGUCGGCAUCGCCGUCCAGUUAAAGUUCUAGUUUAAAGGGCAGGUUGGCAUUUUCACUUAUAACUCCAAUACCCUUCAUUCAAUUCACUUAAUACUUCACACAAUUGUUCAGGACCAUCACACUAUGAGGUUACUUAACUCCAUGUUAUCCUUAAUACAAAUUAUGGCCCCUGAUUGACUUAGGAACUAAGGUUAAAGUUUCAGGGCAUAUUGUGUCUGGUUCAAGUUUAACAUUAAGGGCAAGUUGGGAUUUACACUAAUUACUUUUAUACCCUUCGUUCAAUUGACUGCAUACUUCACACAGUUGUUUACUACCAUAACACAAUUAGGUUACAUAACUCCGUAUUUAAUCUUAAUACAAAUUAUGGUCCUUGAUUGACUUUUUGUAUUGCUUUUGACUGGCAUAUUUUUAACCAAAGUGAAACCUGGUUAUUAGAAUGUUAUACGCUGUUGUUGGUUAGUACUGAAUAACUUUAGUUAGGAUUUCAUAUUGUAACCAUUAUUGGUAUACAGGAAGAGUUUAUUGAGUACUUUAAUGGGCUGGCUUUUGGGCCCCUAAGGUCAAGCUCACCGUUACUAAAAAUAGAAAAAUGGUUGUUACUGAACUAGUUUGGGUUGACAUAUUGCAACCAUAACUUGGUAUAAAGGAAGAGUUUAUGGAGACCUUUAAUGGGAUUUUGGGCCCCUAGGGUCAAGGUCAAGGUCACUGUUACUAAAAAUAGAUAACCAUUUGGUACUAAAUAACUUUAGUUAGGCUUGACAUAUUGUGACCAAACUUGGUAUGUAGGAAGUGUUUAUGGAGGCUUAACAGGUUGCAUUUGGGGCCCUUAGUGUGAAGGUCAAGGUCACUGUUAAUAAAAAUGGAAAAAACAGUUAAUACUGAAUCUCACAAUGAAGGCUUAAGAAUACGUGGUUUCAUCGCAUUGCCAUAUUUCUUGUUUACAUUUUAAUUUGUCUUUUUUUUAAUCAUUGCUUUUGAAAGGCUUAUAUUACAUCAUUAUUGUAUUCAUUUCCAAGACUAAGCAGCGUAUAGUCGAGUGCGCUUUCCUACGACCUCUCUUGUUAGCAUAAAUCUCUGAUUGAAAUUACUACAAUAGUUUUGUUUGUACAUGACAUAAUCAUAGGCUUGUGUAAUAUCUUUGUAGUAUUGAAUAAUUUUAAUUAUUUAUUUUAUAUCUUUUAUACAUUUAUUUGUUAGAUAUGGCAAUAAAUUAAGUGAUAUAAAUAAAUGUUUGUAAAUAAAUA
Molecule: messenger RNA, 5391 nt
Organism: Mya arenaria
Lineage: Eukaryota; Metazoa; Mollusca; Bivalvia; Myida; Myidae
Product: dihydroxyacetone phosphate acyltransferase-like
Exons: 14
Coding region: 372-2645 (757 amino acids)
Biological process (GO): ether lipid biosynthetic process
Cellular component (GO): mitochondrial membrane; peroxisomal membrane
Molecular function (GO): glycerone-phosphate O-acyltransferase activity
Source: RefSeq, a predicted model, not a curated record